AUUCCGUUUCCGACGUGCGCGGCGAACCGUAUGCCGGUGUAUUGUGUUAUUGUCUUGUUUGUGCGGGUCUGUGCAUGUGCUGCGUGGGAGAGGGCCAGCAAAAACGAGCGAAAUUGUUCACGUGAUUUGUGAAUUGUACUGUCAAAAUGUCUGAAAAUGCAGACGACUUGCCUUACCGGGCUGAAUAUUCUAAAAGUGGUCGUGCUUCAUGUAGAGGAUGCAAAAAUCAAAUUGCCAAAGAAACUCUUCGUCUUGCAGUUCUAGUGCAGUCGCCGAUGUUUGAUGGCAAGGUUCCCCAUUGGUAUCACUUUAUGUGCUUUUUUGGCAAACAAAGGCCAAAAACAACCGGUGACAUUGCACAUUUUGAAUCCCUACGAUGGGAAGACCAGGAGAAAAUUAAAAAGAAAAUAGAGAGUGUUGCUUCAUUGCCUGCUGAGCCUGCAAAGGGCAAAGGAAAGGGCAAAAAACGUGCAGGACCAGGAGGCAUUGCAGACUUUUCUAUUGAAUAUUCUAAAUCUUCAAGAGCCACAUGCAGAGGGUGUGAGCAAAAGAUAAUGAAGGCAAAAGUACGUGUAUCUAAAAAAGAUUAUGAAUCUGAUAUUGGUAAACGUUAUGGUGGUCAAGAUUUGUGGCAUCAUGUUGACUGCUUUAGUAAGUUGAGGGCUACAUUGGAAUAUUGGGAAUCUGGUUCAGCAUUGCCAGGUUUCAAGACUCUCACUAAAGAUGAUCAGAAGAUGGUAGAGAGUAAACUUCCAAAAAUACAACCAAUCAAGAAGGAGGAAACUGAUGAAGCAGAUGGCCCAAGUGAGCCGAAAAAAGCAAAGGAAGACCCUGAUGUUGAAAAACGGAAAAAGCAAAAUAAAUUGAUGUUUAAGUUCCGGGACAAUUUAAAGAAACAUUUAAGUAAAAAGGAGUUAAGCUUGCUUCUGGAGCAUAAUAAUCAAGAGAUUCCAUCAGGGGAGGAGCGGAUGUUGGAUCGACUCUCGGAUAUCAUGACUUUUGGAGCUCUUCAACCUUGUGAGCAGUGUAAGGAUGGGCAAUUCACUUUCCGUUCUGGUGUUGGAUAUCAGUGCCAGGGUGACCUCACUGAAUGGACCAAAUGUUUAAAUACAGUUGAAGAGCCAAAACGGAAGCCUUUCAAAGUUCCUAGGGAACUAGCUGACGAAUAUGACUUUUUGGCAAAGUACAAAUUUGUUUCUCAAGGAAAGAGAUUAUUUGAUAAGGUUGAACCAUCAACUUCUAAGGUGAAGAAAGAAGAUGAAGAUGCCGGACCAAAAGUGUACCGCCCUCCACCUCCAUUACAAGGAAUGGAAUUUGUUAUUGGUAGUGGAAUUAAAAAAGAUGAAAGAAAAAAAAUCAAGGAGAGGGUGGCUAAAUUAGGAGGGAAAAUUGUUUCUAAAGUUCACGCAACUCUUGCGGCAGUUAUUGCUCCAAAAGAUGAUGUGGAGAAAAUGGGCUCAAUAAUUUCAGAAGCAGAACAAUUUGACAUUCAAGUUGUUCCAGAAGACUUCCUUGAUGAAGUGGAAAAGACUCCAGCAGUUGAUGUUAUUGCAAAGAAGAAUCUUGCUGAUUGGGGAUCAGAUGUUAAAGGUCGAAUUCCUGAGACGAAGUCUGUCCCCAAGAAAUCUAAGAGUGGCAGUAUGUUCACUAAGAGUAUGCCUUCAAAAGUAAAGCUACGCUUAAAGGGAGGAAAUGCAGUGGAUCCAGAUACUGGUCUUGAAAAUAUUGCUCAUGUUUAUCAGAAAGACAAAGAUAUCUACAAUGUUGUUCUGGGAGUAACUGAUAUUCAGAGUGGCAAGAACUCGUUUUAUAAGUUGCAGCUUCUUCAAGCUGAUAAUGGGAACAGGUUCUGGUGUUUCCGUGCUUGGGGCCGAAUUGGUACAACAAUAGGGGGGAACAAAUUAAAUGAAGGGACAUUGAAUGAAAUGUUACAAGAGUUUAAAACUGUCUAUGAAGAGAAGACUGGUAACAUGUGGGAAGAUAGACACCACUUUGUCAAAGUACCAGGCAAAAUGUACCCAGUGGAUGUGGACUACAGUGAUGGUAAUGAUGAAGCAUUAAAUGAUAUGACAUCAGAUGUUCCCUCAAAAUUGCAAAAACCAGUUCAAGAACUAAUCAAAUUGAUGUUCGAUGUGAAUGCCAUGAAAAAAGUCAUGCAGGAAUUUGAGUUGGAUCUGGAGAAGAUGCCUUUAGGAAAACUUAGUAAGAGACAAUUGCAACAUGCGCUACAAGUUCUAACAGACCUCCAGGAACUUGUCAAGAAUAAUGCUAGUCAUUCACAAUUUGUUGAUGCUUCCAACCGCUUCUAUACUUUGAUUCCUCAUGAUUUCGGCGUAGAUGUCCCCCCUGUAAUCAACACAGAGGAUAUGAUUAAGCAAAAAUUAGAGAUGGUAGAAAGUCUUAUGGAAAUGGAAGUAGCAUACAGCCUUUUGAAAACUAGUACGUCAGAUUCUAAAGGUGAUGCUCACAUUCUGGAUAGCCACUAUGAAAAACUUAAAACUGACAUUGAAAUUGUGGAGAAGGAUUCAGAGGAAUUUGUAUUAUUGCAGAACUAUGUUAAAAAUACUCAUGGUGCUACACACACAAGCUAUGAAUUGGAGAUUUUGGAGUAUUUGUUUAGUAAUUUGUUUCAUUAUAUGAGUAACAUGUAUGAACGUCAUGCUGCUGAUUACAUAGAGAAAUUACCAAAGAAUCAUCACAGCUGUAAAGGUCUUGGACGAACAGAGCCAGAUCCAAAGGCAGCAGUGGUUCGCCCCGAUGGUGUGGAAAUUCCUUUGGGCAAGGGUGUGCCUGUAAAGAAAGGCAAUAAUCUUUCCCUUUAUUACAAUGAAUACAUUGUGUAUGAUGUUGCUCAGGGAAUUUCUGUCUAUGAAUUAGAUUUAAAUGUUUCUUAA
Molecule: messenger RNA, 2894 nt
Organism: Gryllus bimaculatus (two-spotted cricket)
Lineage: Eukaryota; Metazoa; Arthropoda; Insecta; Orthoptera; Gryllidae
Source: the annotation of a GenBank genome assembly